This is a messenger RNA of Spirodela intermedia, 3307 nucleotides long. NCBI's taxonomy places the organism in Eukaryota, Viridiplantae, Streptophyta, Magnoliopsida, Alismatales, Araceae. The record is from the annotation of a GenBank genome assembly.
AUGACGCGCUACCGAGCUCUCCUCCUGCUCGUCUUCCUGCUCCUCCUCUCCUCUGCACAUCCCCCAUGGGCCGCCGGCGCAGAGGAGACCCCCUUCCGGGUGGGCGUGAUUUUGGACACGGAGACCCUGAUCGGGAACGUCAGCAGGACCUGCAUCGCCAUGGCCGUCGAGGAUUUCUACGCCGCCCAUCCUGGCUAUAAGACGAGGGUUGACCUUCACUUCAGAAACUCCGGCGGCGAAGCCGUGGGAGCGGCAUCCGCAGGUUCGGUCUUCUCCUCCGCUUUCACGCCCCCAACCCCCUCGACGUAUUGCCCAAGAAACCAAGACUCUUCUUGCCCAGAUGUACCAACGUCUGAGAGUUUUUUUCUGACAGAAUCUGUCCAUCUUUUAGGUUUUCAUGAUCCCAUCUUUCCAUUGAUGCAGCGCUGGAUCUGCUGAACCAGGUAGAGGUCCAGGCAAUAUUGGGGCCGCAGAGAUCUAUCCAGGCCAAAUUCGUGAUAGAGCUGGGGAGGAGGACCCAGGUGCCCAUCGUCGCCUUCUCUGCGAAGAGCCCCUCUCUCUCCCCCACCUUGUCCCCAUACUUCAUCAGGGCGGCCAUGGACGACUCCUCCCAAGCGAAGGCCAUCGCCGCCAUCGUCAACAACUUCCACUGGAGGGAGGUCGUCCCCAUCUUCGAAGACAGCGAGUACGGCAACGGGAUGACCCGCUCCCUCGUCGAGGAGCUCCAAGAGAAAGGCGCCGCCGUGCCCUACCGGAGCAUGAUCCCCCUCGCCGCCACUCCCGACCAGAUCUCCUCGGAGCUCCUCAGGUUGAAGGGGAUGCGAACCAGGGUCUUCGUCCUCCACGCCUCCUACGCUCUGGGAGUCACCGUCUUCACGCAAGCCAAGGAAGUAGGAAUGAUGGGGAGAGACUACGUGUGGUUGACCACCUACAGCCUCACGGCCGCCUCCGACAUCGUCGGCGCCACCGCCGUCGACGUGAUGCAGGGGGUCGUCGGCGUGAAGCCCUACUUGCGGCAGACGCCUAAGCUGACGAACUUCAAGCGGAGGUGGGCAAGGAGAUUCAAGGAGGAGAAUCCGGGCACGGCGUUGACCGAGCCGCUGGUGUUCGGCCUUUGGGCGUACGACGCGGUUUGGGCCCUGGCCAUGGCAGCGGAGAAGAUCGGGCCGGCCGAUCUCGCCCGAUCCCGCAGGAACAGCUCAUCCGAGGACUUUGGAGGGCUCAGGCAGUCUCCGAUAGGGUCCAAGCUGCUCCACUCGAUCAUGAACGUUGACUUUGAGGGGUUGACGGGGAGGUUCCGUCUGGUCGAGGGCCAGCUGGAUUCGUCGACCUCGGAAAUAGUCAACUUGCUUAGAGAAGGGCCGACGAGGGUCGGAUUCUGGACGGCGGCGAAAGGAGUCACGAGGCAUCUGACCAACGGGACCGGCCUCCGGCGGAUCAUCUGGCCGGGGGAUCAGAGGGAGACCCCGAAAGGUUGGGAGUGGCCGAUGCAAGGGAAGUCGUUGACCAUCGGCGUCCCCGUGAGGCCGGGAUUCGGGCAUUUCGUCGACGUGAGGAGGGAUCCUGAGACGGGCCGUUACCAUUUCGACGGCUUCUGCAUAAAAGUCUUCAACGCCGUGAUGGAUUCUUUGCCCUAUAAAGUACCCUUUGACUACGUGGCUUUCGAUGACGGCACCGGAGACAACAACGGCACCUACGACGACCUCGUCUACAAGGUCUUCCUCCAGGUCAGUAGACGGUCGAGUGUUUGUGGCUCUCAGUGGACAACGGUCUGCUCGCUGAGGUUUGUGGCUCUCUUGAUGCGCAGGAAUUCGAUGCGGUCGUGGGGGACGUGACGAUCCUGGCCAACCGGUCCCGGUUCGUUGACUUUACGCUGCCGUUCACCGACUCGGGGGUGACCAUGGUGGUCCCCAUCACCGAUGGCCAGAGCAAGAGCGCGUGGGUCUUCAUCAAGCCGCUGAGCGGGGACCUUUGGCUGGCCAGCGGCUGCUUCGUGGUCUUCACCGGCCUCGUCGUCUGGUUCCUGGAGCAUCGGGUCAACGAGGAGUUCAGAGGAGUGCCCUCCAACCAAGUCGGCACAGUCUUCUACUUCGCCUUCUCCACCCUCGUCUUCGCCCACAGUUCUGCAUCCAACGCCAACUUUGACUUUGAACAAAUCUCGUGGCUUCCUUCAUUUCUCAACGUUGACUUUCGUGGAAAUUGCAGGGGAGAAGGUGGUGAGCAACUUCUCGAGGUUCGUGGUGAUCAUCUGGGUCUUCGUGGUGCUGAUCCUGACCUCGAGCUACACCGCCAGUUUGACCUCCAUGCUCACGGUGCAGCAGCUCCAGCCCACCGUCUCCGACCUAAGCGACCUUAUAAAGAGGAACGAACGCGUUGGGUACCUGAACGACUCCUUCAUGCCGGAGCUUCUGAAGCAGCUCAAGGUCAACAAUAACAGGAUCAUCGCCUACAGCUCGCCGGAUGAGUACGCCGCCGCCCUGGACAAGGGAACCGCCAACGGCGGCGCGGGGGCCAUCGUCGACGAGAUCCCCUACCUCAAGGUCUUCCUGUCCAAGUACUGCUGCGGCAAGUACGCCAUGGUGGGGCCGACCUACAAGACCAACGGAUUCGGCUUCGUAAGUCAACGAUGGAAUCCGACCCCACCAACCCUGGAAUGUGAGGUGGGUCUGACUUUACGGUUGUUGACUUUCAGGUGUUCCCGAAGGGCUCGCCGUUCCUUCCGGAUAUUUCGAGGGCCGUGCUGAAUGUGACCGAGGGGAAGAUGUUCGCGAUGCUCGAGGAGGAGUUAUAUGGCGUUGGGAUCCCCCUGGACAAGAGCUUCAACGUGGCGUCGAGCAGCCUCAAGUUGAGCAACUUCCGGGGGCUCUUCCUCAUCACCGGCACCGCCUCGGGGGGCGCCCUCCUCCUCUUUCUGGUCUUCUUCUUCUACAACAACCCGCAGGCGGAUUCUAUUCUCAGGUCGGAUAACUCCCCCCAGGGAAAGUUUCUCCUGCUCCUGAAACUCUUCGACGAGAAGGACGCCCGCAACGAGGAGGCCGAAACCAGGGGCGGGGAGGAGACAACGGACAUCAACGGCGGCGGCGGCGGGGGCAACGGCGCUGCGGAGAACCCUAAUCAUAUCUGCAGCCAGCUGCAGAGUCCUUCGAGCAUGUCCAAUCACACCUACGGAAAUGUCGACGAUGAUGACGACGGCGCGGGGACCCCGCCGGAGGGGAAUGAGACCCCCGGCAGGGAAAUCGGCGACAGAGAUACCGAAACCUUCUCGUUCUCUGGGCUGUCGACUCCCAGGGGUAAUGAACCCGCCUGA